This is a messenger RNA of Mytilus californianus (California mussel), 2343 nucleotides long. Its product is annotated as baculoviral IAP repeat-containing protein 7-B-like. Gene Ontology annotation, biological process: regulation of cell cycle. The coding region runs from base 476 to 2116 and encodes 546 amino acids. The record is from RefSeq and is a predicted model, not a curated record. NCBI's taxonomy places the organism in Eukaryota, Metazoa, Mollusca, Bivalvia, Mytilida, Mytilidae. The transcript has 6 exons. Gene Ontology annotation, cellular component: cytoplasm; spindle microtubule; nucleus.
UGGAAUGAAAAAUACGUGUAUCUUUAGUGCUUGUUCGAUAUAUUAUAGAUCAUAUAACGUUCACACAACCCAGUGUUAGUAAAAUCGUCAUCCCAUUCCAAAACGAAUGUGACAAGACUAUAUACGGGAAAAAUAAUAUGUUUGUAUUGUACUCUCAACAAUGAAAGUUUAUUUCUCACGAAUCGUGAGUACACAGAAGGAGGAAGCGAACAAUGAAUUCAAGGCGAACGCAGAUUUAACACAAAAUUCUUCAUAACGCGCUCUUUCAUCAUACAUGUAGUUCUAUAAAGCAUUAUUCAGAAAUCAAAAAGAUCAGUAACAAAAUUUCAUAGUAGUAUUUAUUGAUUGUUAGUAAUUUCUAUCAUUCAGGAGAAGCAAAAAUCAUUACACGUAUAUAGGAGAACCUGAAUAUUUCAAAUCGAAAAUGCCAAUCAAAUAAUCAAUCAAUCAAUUAAUCAAUCAACCCGUCAUAAGUAUGUUACAAAAGCCUAUCUACCAGAGUUCUCCAUUUCUGCCACCGAACGAAAGCCUAAUAUGUCAAAAUAGUACAAAACAACCCUUAAAUGAUGUUAUGGAGUAUGAAGGUCCAAGAUUGUCAACUUUUGCAACAUUCCCAGAUAUCCCUGGUAUUUAUGCAACAAAACUUGCAAGAGCUGGAUUCUAUUAUCUAGGAAAAGUUGAUGAGGUUGUUUGCUUUAAAUGCAAAAUUACACAUAAAAACUGGAAACGACAUGAUUCUCCAUCAGAAAUUCACAAGCAAAUUUCGCCACUUUGUGAUUUUAUCAAACAAACUAAAUUCAUGGAAUAUUCCCAAAAUAUUACAGAAGACGCUGUUAGCAGUGGUGCACAUUAUAGUCCGACCGAAGGAACUGCAUGCACACAUUUGGUAUGCGACAAAACUAAACAGCCGAUUAAAAGCACUGUUGCUCAACAGAGCUUAAAUGUGCAUACUAAUGGAAUUGAGAAUACUGACACAAUGAAUCAAAAUUCAAACAACUUCAAAUACGAAAUUUCGCAUACUCAUGGUGUAGGGAUACAAAGUAGUCCUUGUGGAAUAAAUCAAAGUUUAAUGAACAACACGAAUACUGAUAUAAAAAGAACAGAAGCUUACAAAAUUGCUAAUCAUAGUUACUCGACUAAUAAUACUGACAGCUUGAUUAGAAUUUCACAAACAAAUAUAUCGAAUACGAAUUGCAGUACUAGCGCAUCAAACAGUCGGACAUUGAGUCAAACAACUCCUAACGAUAGCACGAUAGCUAGUAAAGCUCCACUGGAACCGAGUGCGAUGGGGAUUUGCAUUGAUAACCCAAAGUAUCCAAAAUAUGCAACCAAAAUAUCUAGACUAGACUCUUUCAAACAUUGGCCAACAUAUUUGACACAUUCUCCAGAUGAAAUGGUUUCAGCAGGAUUCUUUUUUACAGGUACCGGGGAUCACUGUCGCUGCUUUUUCUGUGGCGGUGGCUUAAGAAACUGGGAACCAGGUGACCAGCCUUGGAUAGAACAUGCACGCUGGUACCAGAACUGUGCUUUUGUUAAAAAUUGUAAAGGCGAAAGAUUUAUACGAGAUGUUCAAACAAACAACUUGCAAACUGAAAUAGUCGAAACGAAUGAGCUACCGAACACUAUAACGCCACUAGAUGACUUUAGAAACAUUCCUGCAGUAAGAUCUGUAUCUCAGUUUGGAUACGACGAAAAGUUAGUCAAAGAAGCCUACGAUACUCUUAAGAAAGCUGAAACAGCAGAUAUCACAAGUACCGCACUUCUUGAAACUAUUUUCAAUUUAGAGGUAAAAUCGACGCAAACCCAGGAAAAUUCAAAUAAAACCAAACCUGGAAUGGAAGAGUCGCAAUCAGCAAUCGGACCUGCAGCUACAACACAAGUAAAUAACGAACCUGCACGUGAUCCUGGGCUUGAAUUGUCGGUUAGAAGUCUCGAAGAAGAAAAUCAAAACCUGAAAGAUCAGCAGACUUGUAAAAUAUGCUUAGAUGAACCAAUUGCAAUAGUUUUUCUACCCUGUGGCCAUUUAGCUGCCUGUAUCACCUGUGCGCCUGCGCUUAGAAGAUGUCCAAUAUGUAGAACUUUUAUCAAAGGGACAGUAAAAGCUAUAAUGUGCUGAUGUAUUUAAAAUGUAUAAAAUUAAUAAAAAAAAAUAUAAAACAAAUUUUGAAAUAUUUAUAGUGAGCAUGCUAAGUAAUAUAGUUUUACAUAGCAAAAUCAGGAGGAAAUAAGUUUUUAAUAAAAACAUGCAAAUUCCUUAUCAUGCUCAAAAUAGACCUAUGAGUUGAUACGCACAUGUAGACAGAGGCGGAUUUAGUAGGAGCAGGGUGCUUGGGUCCCCUCAUA